This is a messenger RNA of Varanus komodoensis (Komodo dragon), 4174 nucleotides long. It is a transcript of the gene SLC2A8, whose product is annotated as solute carrier family 2 member 8. Gene Ontology annotation, biological process: transmembrane transport. The transcript is spliced from 11 exons. Gene Ontology annotation, molecular function: transmembrane transporter activity. NCBI's taxonomy places the organism in Eukaryota, Metazoa, Chordata, Lepidosauria, Squamata, Varanidae. Bases 199 to 1695 code for a protein of 498 amino acids. The record is from RefSeq and is a predicted model, not a curated record. Gene Ontology annotation, cellular component: membrane.
GGUAGCAGCAGCUGCCUCUGACCCGGGUGGGCGCCGCCGUCACUGGGACUUCGGAGCGUCCGGCCGGGAGAUCCUGCUCUGCCCUCUGCUGCUCCUUUCGAGGGACCUUGACCGGGCGGCGCGAGCUGUUUCUCCGUCUUCGCCCGGCUCCAGACCAAGUGUGCCUGCACUGUCCCCUUCGGUUUGUGGACAGGAUAAAUGGCUUCUGGGGAAUCCAGCCCACUCUUGGACACUGCAGCAGAAGGAGAAUUGCCUGCCCCUGAGAGACCGUCUCAACUGGACGUCUAUCUAAGCAAAGUCCAAAACCGGAAUGUCUACCUGGCAGCCUUUGCGGUUGUGCUGGGACCACUCAGUUGUGGCUUCGUCCUUGGUUACAGCUCUCCAGCCAUCCCGAGCCUGAAGAAGAGCGGGAACCCAGCACUGAGGCUGGAAGACAGCCAAGCAUCUUGGUUUGGGUCCAUCGUCACUUUGGGCGCUGCGGCUGGGGGGAUUCUGGGGGGAUACAUGGUGGAUAAAAUUGGCCGGAAGCUCAGCCUGCUACUCUGUGCGGUCCCGUACGUGUUUGGCUUUCUGACCAUCAUUUCCGCUCAGAACAUUGGGAUGCUUUAUGCGGGUCGGCUGCUCUGCGGCUUAGCCAGCGGCGUCACGUCCUUGGUGGUUCCGGUAUACAUUUCUGAAAUAGCCCACUCCAAGGUCCGAGGAAUGCUUGGAUCGUGCGUUCAGCUGAUGGUGGUGACGGGCAUCUUGGGAGCUUAUGUGGCAGGAACGGGGCUGGGCUGGCGCUGGCUGGCCGUGCUGGGCUCCGUCCUGCCCUGCUGCAUGCUGGGGCUGGUGGUGUUCAUGCCCGAGACGCCCCGCUUCCUGCUGAGCCGGCGCCGGCGCCCGGAGGCCAUCGCUGCGCUGCAGUUUCUGCGGGGGCCCCUGGUGGACCACGAGUGGGAGUGCCGGGAGAUCGAAGCCAACGCCGGCGAGCAGCAGGAGCUGAGCAUUGCCGAGUUCAAGAACCCCGCCAUCUACAAGCCAUUCAUCAUCGGCGUCGCCAUGAUGGUCUUCCAGCAAGUGUCCGGGAUCAAUGCCAUCAUGUUUUAUGCGGAAUCCAUAUUUGAGGCAGCCAACUUCAAGAACAGUAGUGCAGCUUCUGUCAUCGUGGGCUCCAUCCAAGUCUUUUUCACCGCACUGGCUGCUCUUAUCAUUGACAGAACGGGACGAAAAGUCCUCCUGGUCAUAUCAGGAUUCAUUAUGGCUGCCAGCGCUGCCGUGUUCGGGCUCUACUUCAGAAUGAUGCUCCCGAGCCCGAGCAACGCCUCCCAUGUCAAGCCGCUGAGCUCCCCUCUGGACCCGACUCCCGUCCCGGACGAGCACAGCCUCGCCUGGCUGGCGGUGCUGAGCAUGGGCCUCUUCAUCAUGGGCUUUGCCUUGGGGUGGGGCCCAAUCCCGUGGCUGGUGAUGUCUGAAAUCUUCCCUCUCCGAGCCCGAGGGGUUGCCAGCGGGGCCUCUGUUCUAACCAACUGGCUCAUGGCCUUUCUGAUCACCAAAGGGUUCCACGACCUCAUGGUACUUCUAACACCGUACGGUACUUUCUGGCUGUUCUCUGGCACCUGCCUCCUCAGCAUAAUAUUUACCAUUUUCUGCAUUCCUGAAACGAAAGGGAAGAGCUUAGAAGAGAUAGAGGCUUACUUCCGGAGAUCACACUAGCUGCCGGGACCUACCGGGGACAAUCUGCCCCUCUGGCAGCUCACCAAGGUGUUGGUGGUGGUACUGGCUGGUGCGGGGGGGAAACGGGACUCUUGCAUUUUUCAAGGAGAUGCCCAGGCACACUGAUUGGUGGCGCGGCCCAGCCAGGGCCAGCUCAGCUUCUCUCGAACCAGUACGGGAACGGGCAACCGUCUGGGCCAGGGUGCUUUGCAUGGCAAGCCCAUCACAGUUUUACCGUGCAGAAAGCCGUGGCGAGUUCUGCGAGACUGGCAUCGGCCACACGGUGCUUUCCGGUUGAAGGGUGCCGGUUGAGCGCUGCCUUAAAAUGGAAGAGCUUUCCAGAGUUACAGUGCCCGCCGCUGUGAAACGGCCUGCAGACAGACCGGCUCCCUCAGGGAAUAGAUCGAGCUCUUUCACUGUGUUUUCCGUUUUCAAACGAUUAUGCUAAACGGUAAGGAGCUUGGCCACUCUGCCCCAUCCUGCCUGGGAAUGCUUUCUAGUCCAGCGUAGCAGGAGAGCUUCUCUAGGCCUUUUACACAUCGAGAUAGGAGGCCGGCCGGCUUUACUCAUUCACGCACUCAGAAGUCGACCUGCUCCAGUCGUCCAGACUUUGGGCAGAGGUGAACGACAAAGAAAGCCUACUUAAAAUUCAAUAGAAUGAACUAUAACCACUAGCCUCCCUCUCCGCUUUCUUAGGCAUGUCCAUGGGGCCGCAAAUGUCCACAUUAAAUUGUCCCUUUCCUCUGGACCCUGUUAAAAGGUCUGUCAACAGGGCAUGUCCUUCUGCCGGGAGCCUGUGGCAGUCCCGAUCUCGCUGGACUACAAAUCCAGUCCCUGCUGGCCAUGCUGUCUGGGGCUGAUGGGUGCCCGAGCAACUGAAACUGGUAAUGUUUGCACUGCACGGUUACUCCUUCCAUCCUUCAAGUUAGGCUAAUGUGCGGCAUGACUGUCCCCGCGUCAGUGCCUUCCCUGUAUCCUCCAUUUGCAUUCGGGCUGCUUUUCCAUGCCACCUUGCCGCACCGCGCUGCUGCGCUACUGCUAUUGAACGGGGGACACGUGCGCCGGCUUUUAGGGUCCCACGGGGUUGUGGCUAGGCAGGAAAGGAGUCUUGUUUAAUGGGAACACCCGUCCUGCUUCAGUGACAGCAGGGGCAGAACCAGGAAGACGACGUAAAAUGUGUCUUGUUCUACACGCCUAACAGUGAUCUAGCUGAGGAUAAAAAUUGCCCAGUGCCACCCAUCUGCACUGCCCCUUACCAAGUCUGUGCCGUUCUGUCUCUAUCUAACUCCUUCUCUUUGAUGCUCUUCCUCGUAUGCCAAAUAAAACUGGUACUCUAAGCGAAUCCUCCAUGACUCUCUCUGCCCCUUGAUGCUACUGUUCUUUCCUUCGAUGUAUCUUUCUUUCUUGGUGUAAAUGUUCUCCCUUUGUGUGUAGCAGCCUUAACGUUUUUAAAUCCCGGAAGCUCUGGAAUGAGAUCAAGAAUGCAAUUUAUGUCCAAAAGGUUGGAUGUCUUUUGCAGGCACCACCUAUGAGGUAAAACCAUCAAGGCUUAAAAACAACCUCUUCUGGUUUUGCUUGCUUCCUCAAGCAUCUCAGUCUGUUUCUGGGCUAGAAGUCCACUAGCCUUGGAUGGCUCUCGGCAAUGAUGUUAAACAAAUAGCGUGUGUAUUUUAUCAAACUUGAAAAGGGGUGAUACGGCUGAAAAGACAUUGUACUGUGUGCUGAAGGCCUGGAAGUCUACAAGAUGAGCGGGGCACUAGAACUGUGGGAGAGAGAAAAAGGAGAAAACGUUGAAAGAAACUUUUCCCCCCAGAGAAAUUCGGGGGGGGGGGGGAAUCCCCUGCAUUCUUCUGUUUUGUGGUUGUUCUUAUCUCUGAGAAGGACUUCCAUUCAGCUGAACAGCCAUCAAUGGGCUUGUGAUUUUUUUAAAAAUGAGUGAUAUACUUGAAACUUUUGUGUGGGUACAGACUGUGUAUAGUUCCUUUAUGUUUAAAUUAUGUUUAAAUUGAGCACAGAUAUACUGAAGGGAUCUCACUGCACAUAUGUUCUUGCACUGCCAAUUUGGACUCGUUCGCGUAUAUCAUCAGGAGUCAUAUUUUUGGUAUUUCUAGUUUUGAAGGUGCCUUGUCUAUAUUGGGCUGACUUCAAAGCUACUGACAGCACACCUAAGCGGUGGAUAAAGGACCUCAUCUAGCCAUUCCCAUGGAGAUACUCCAUGAUUCGUGAUGCUGCUAAACUCAUUUCUGAGGUUUCAUUUUGCAUGAUUCUGUACCCCAAGGUGACUCCAAUGAAGAAGGAAGGAAAAAAAAGGUAAAAACGGCAUGUGAUAAGAUAGAACACACUUAAUUCUGUUACUGCUGCUCAAAAGGCUUUCUGUUCAAAAGUUUAUGCUAUUUUCUGUGCAAUAAAGAACCAAUGAGAGGGAUGUCUGUCCAGAUGGUGCUAGAUGGAAUAAACCGUUUGCAAUUUCAUGCUUUAA